GCCGGCGCCCGAGAGCGUUCCGCGCCGCGCGGGCUCGAGGCGGGCGCCGCCGCCUGCCGCAGCCCUGCCGCAGGGCAUGGCCGGGGCUCCGCGCCCUCGCGCCCAACCGCUGGGCCCCGUCCGCGAUGGUGGAGGGCACCGAGGACGUGUGGCCCACGCGGCACGAGCUGGAGCAGUGGCUGGUGCGCUCUGCUGGAGAGGUCGACGCUGCAGCCUGCGCCCUGCGCAAGCUGCUGCAGAGCAACCCGGGCCUGAGCACUCACCUGACAACGGAUGGCGAGAUUGCCGGGAUCGUCCAGCUGUUUGCGAAACGCUUCCGGACCCGCAUCAUCCAGGCGGAGACCCCCAUCCAGAUCACCACCCUGUACCAGCCGCUCUGCGAGGUGAUCUGGCGCGUCAUCGGCGCGGUCUUCCAGUCGUGCUCCCAGCUGGGGGGCGGCGACGGAGCCGGAGGACAGCCGCAGUCCCUGCUGGCUGGGGUGCAGAAGCCGAUCAUGCCCCACGAGGCCCACGGGCAGCUGAGAGUGCUGCUCAAGACGAACGAGGACCUGAGCAUCAAGCUCAGCGAGGCGCGGCGCUCCUACCUGCGGGAGCUGGCGCAGCACCGGGACCGGCAGCGCACGCUGAGCCCCGAGGCCGUGCAGCUGCUCCAGAACCUGAAGGAGCAGCCCGUCAUGUUCUACGAGCCGCUGGAGACCGUCCUCGACGACUCGACGAAGGCGUUCGUCCGUGAGGUCGUCGAGGAGCGGAUCAAGCUCGGCCUACAGACGGGCGGCGGGGGAGACGACAGCACAGUCGGGCUGAACGCGCAGAUCAGGACGCUGGAGAAGGAUUGGCGCAGAGGGCUCCGCAGCCCAGGCUGGCCCGCGCGGACUUGACCAAGGAGGCCGCGAGGAUCAAGCACCUCAGCAGCAACCUGGACGAGGCCAAGGAGUACAACGCGAAGGUGAAGGCGGAGUUCGAGGAGAAGGUCGCGCAGCUCGAGG
Messenger RNA from Prorocentrum cordatum, 986 nucleotides. The record is from the annotation of a GenBank genome assembly. Lineage: Eukaryota; Dinophyceae; Prorocentrales; Prorocentraceae.